Messenger RNA from Rangifer tarandus platyrhynchus (Svalbard reindeer), 990 nucleotides. Lineage: Eukaryota; Metazoa; Chordata; Mammalia; Artiodactyla; Cervidae. The record is from the annotation of a GenBank genome assembly.
AUGUCGGUGGUGGAGGAAAACCGGCCGUUCGCCCAGCAGCUCUCCAAUGUCUACUUCACCAUCCUCUCCCUUUUCUGCUUCAAGCUCUUCGUGAAAAUCAGCCUGGCCAUCCUCAGCCACUUCUACAUAGUGAAAGGCAACCGCAAGGAAGCGGCUCGGAUAGCGGCCGAGUUUUACGGAGUAACCCAAGGACAAGGUUCCUGGGCAGAUCGGUCACCACUACAUGAAGCAGCCAGUCAAGGUCGUCUUCUAGCUCUGAGAACAUUGUUAUCACAGGGUUAUAAUGUCAACGCAGUGACCAUAGACCAUGUCACGCCAUUACAUGAAGCCUGCCUUGGAGAUCACGUGGCCUGUGCCAGGACACUUCUGCAAGCUGGAGCCAACGUAAACGCGAUCACCAUAGACGGCGUGACCCCAUUAUUCAACGCAUGUUCACAAGGCAGCACCAGCUGCACAGAACUGCUCCUGGAAUAUGGCGCCAAACCCCAGCUGGAGUCCUGCCUUCCUUCCCCUACGCACGAGGCGGCCAGCAAAGGUCACCACGAAUGUCUGGAAAUCCUGAUAUCCUGGGGUGUAGAUGUUGACCAAGACAUUCCCCAUCUGGGAACCCCUCUGUAUGUAGCUUGCAUGUCCCAGCAGUUCCAUUGCGUCCGGAAGCUUCUUUACGCUGGCGCUGAUGUACAAAAAGGCAAAUAUUGGGAUACUCCAUUACACGCUGCUGCUCAACAGUCCUGUACGGAAAUUGUAAACUUACUGCUAGAAUUUGGAGCGGACAUCAAUGCCAAAAACACAGAUCUUCUGCGACCUGUCGAUGUGGCGACGUCUAAUAGUUUGGUGGAAAGAUUAUUGCUUCAGCAUGAAGCCACGCCAAGCUCUCUGUGCCAGCUCUGCAGACUCUGUAUCAGAAACUACAUCGGUAGACCAAGAUUACACCUUAUCCCACAGCUCCAGCUGCCAACGUUGUUGCAGAAUUUCUUACAGUAUCGAUAA